AUGGACACCGACCGCCGAAGCGCGCAGAAUAGCGCCCCGGGCAACACCACCACCACCACCACCACGCCCACUCGAGAGGUGCCGUCGGUAUUGGGCAAGCGCGGAGAGCGCACGACAUACGUGAGCGAUAUGAGGGACAUGACCGAGAUACAAGCACAGAAGCGUCGCAAACUUGGACACGUGGAGGGGAAGCAGCAGACCGAGGCAUUGUCAGAGUCCAAAGCAUCAGCUCAGACAGAGGAGGGGAAGCAGGAGGAAGAAGCACUCGGGGCGCCAAUUACGUCGCGCCAGGCACACUCUCAAAGCCAGCACAAGCAGCGAUCAGACGUAGCUGCCGACAACGCGCCACCGUCUACAGCAUCCGCGCAGAAGGAGAAGGGAGGCGAAGACGAGCAGCGCGCAGAGGAACCUCUCGACUCGCCUGCCGAUCUUCAUGGUGUGCAUGAUUCGGGCGACCUAGGAGACGAUGACUCCGACCUUUUUGAAGAGCUAUUUGGGGAGCGCGACGAGCAGUACGAGGAGAGCUCGAGUGGCCAGGUCACUACAGGUGACACAGCAGCAUCUCACCCGCGAGAAUCGGUCCAGGAAGCCGACCAAGCGCAAGCAGCACCAAAGGCUGCAAUCGUCGAGGACGAAGUCAAUGCGAAGGCUGAGUCCCCCGAAGUGCCAAAAGCGCGGCAGCCAACAGGUGCCGUCCAUGAGAGCAUCUUUGAAGAAUUUCUCAAUCGCGUCGCGAAGCAUGAACAGGACGUGAAGAAUGGGAUCGAGGAAGCUGGGAGCGAGGAAGAGAAGGAUGAUACCGAAGGCGAGGUGGAUGACGCCAAGAGUGAGGACGAAAAUGUCGAGGAUGAGGAAGAGACUCCGCGAGCCCGCACAGAGCAGGACACAAGCGACGGCACAGCCGGACCUUCGCCACCAUCGCAAGAGCGUCCAGGUUUCAAGCGCAAAGCGAGUGAAGGCCUUCCAAGCGAAAGCGCCUCGAAGAAGCGACGUGACUCGACUCAGACCACCCCUCAACCAGCUACGCAGGCUGACGGUGCGACUGGAGAGCCAGAAGCAGCACAGCACAGUAGUGACGCUGAAAAGGCAAGAGAGGCCUACUUCAUUUAUGAACGUGAGAAGCUCGAAGCAUUGAAGGCUGGCAGCAAAAUUCGUAUCACAGAACUCGCAGCGGAUAUCAAGGACGCGGACCAGCGAUACUCCGACUCCAUACAGACUAUGAAGACAGCCGCAGAAGAUGUUAUGGAGGCAGAACGCCGUCUCGAGGCAGCAAAAGAAGAUGCUAGAGCUGCAGAGGCAGCUGUAGUGACAAGAAAACGUGAGGCUAAUGGGAUCAAGUUCCAGCUUAAGAAGGAGAAGACCAAUCUGCAGGGCCUUGAGCGUGAGAGCAACGAGCUGAACGCGAGGGCUUUCCGUGCCAUGCCAGGACAAACCCCUAGGAAUCCGAAACCUGGAUUCCGUGGCUUCUUCUUCGGUAAUGCUCCUCCACCUGAGCAAUCUGGUCGAGCCAAGAAGGGACAUCAGGCCCCAAAGAUCGAGAAGCCACAUGCUGGGUUUGGUGCCUCUUCAUUCGGGACUGCUCCCACCCCUGGGCAGUCCGGCCCAUCUGCAUCAGGCACACAGCCAAAGCCAGCCUUCCUCAGAUCAUCGUGGGCGAACUCGAACGCGAACGCUCGCUCAGACCCCUUUGCAGGCAGCAGUGACUGGGGCAUGCCAAAGCAAGAACCACGAUUUGGCUCGAAGCGCUUUCGCUCACGCCAGGAGCGUAAGAGCUCAAACGAAGACGACGAUUACGAAGCGCAAGACGAGGACAAGGCAGAUAUAGCAAACAGGCGAGCAGAGAACAACGGCUAUCAAGGCCAGGCGCGGCAAGCUCCGCCGCCGCCGCCGCCACCAGCAACAGCCACAGCAACGACUCAAGCUGCUGCACUACCAGUGACGGUACCGACCAUGGCUGUGCCUUCGGCCGACAUUGACGAAUACAACUACGCCUGGAGUGCUAUCAUUUCAAGCCCAGGUGCAGGAUCGCAGACUACACUUCCUUGUCCUCUCAAAGUACUCGACAAUGCAGGUCUCAGAACCGAGCUUCGGGGGAGGAUCUCCUCAGUACGUAACGCCGCGGACUUCUCCACCAGAAUAGAGCUAAACAGAGCCAUCAGCGAUAUGCAUACUUGGACUCUGGACAAUGUCGUCACGAUGCUCACCAAGAUCUUCUUCUUCGAUGGGUUUUUUGCCGGGCGAGUAGGGUUCUAG
This is a messenger RNA of Fulvia fulva, 2253 nucleotides long. RefSeq lists its product as uncharacterized. The coding region runs from base 1 to 2253 and encodes 750 amino acids. Lineage: Eukaryota; Fungi; Ascomycota; Dothideomycetes; Mycosphaerellales; Mycosphaerellaceae. The record is from RefSeq and is a predicted model, not a curated record. The transcript has a single exon.